This is a messenger RNA of Clunio marinus, 249 nucleotides long. The record is from the annotation of a GenBank genome assembly. NCBI's taxonomy places the organism in Eukaryota, Metazoa, Arthropoda, Insecta, Diptera, Chironomidae.
AUGAAUCAAGAAAUUUUAAAUGUGCGACCGAAAACAUUGCAGCAUGGAAGAAGCAAGAAGGAGAAAGAGAAAGUAAAAAAAGCAGAAGCUCUGUUUGUUCAGCAGGAACAAGCGACAACCGCUUUCCCUAACGCGCCCUCAAACGAAAAGGGAAAUUUGCGCUUCCACCAAAUGAUAACAACAAGUCAAAAUUUAGUAGUUAAGAAAGUUUGUUCUAGUGACAAAGAAAGCUUUGGCUUGUAUCAUUGA